Molecule: messenger RNA, 871 nt
Organism: Striga asiatica
Lineage: Eukaryota; Viridiplantae; Streptophyta; Magnoliopsida; Lamiales; Orobanchaceae
Source: the annotation of a GenBank genome assembly
AUGAGGGAACGAGGACCACGUCACCACCAUCAGAAGGAGGAGUCGAGAGGGAACGAGGACCACGUCACCACCAUCAAGGGCUACAGAUCCAAGAUCGAGUCGGAGCUCUCCAACAUCUGCGACGGCAUCCUCAAACUGCUCGACGAAAGGCUAAUCCCCUCCGCCAACGCCGGAGAUUCAAAGGUCUUCUACCUCAAGAUGAAGGGCGACUAUCACAGGUACCUGGCCGAGUUCAAGACCGGUGCGGAGAGGAAGGAGGCUGCCGAGAGCACUCUCACUGCCUAUAAGGCUGCUCAGGACAUUGCGAAUGUGGAUUUAGCCCCAACUCACCCUAUCCGUCUCGGAUUGGCACUGAAUUUCUCAGUAUUCUACUAUGAAAUUUUGAACUCCCCAGACCGUGCUUGCAAUCUUGCAAAACAGGCUUUUGAUGAAGCCAUUGCAGAGUUGGAUACACUGGGCGAGGAGUCCUAUAAAGACAGCACCUUGAUUAUGCAACUUCUCCGUGACAAUCUCACCCUAUGGACCUCCGACAUGCAGGAUGAAGGAGCUGAUGAUAUCAAAGAGGCUCCCAAACCUGAAGAAGGGAAACAGUGAAAUUGAACUCUUCUUUAUCUCCAUUUGGCGGAUUUUUUUUGUUAGUAUUUAUUUAAUUUGUUUUAAGUUCUGUUGUCUUGCUGUUUUGCGAUCUAGGAUUUGGCGUAGUGGUUACUGGAUUGUGUUUCAUAUUGAUUUCCAUUAUUGCAAUCUAAUAUAUAAAUGAAGCCAAAUUCUUAAUUUCCAGGAGUUGUUGAAUUGCCAUUUGUUGCAGCAUUUAUUACCUUCUCUGCAUGAACUUCAUUUCAAAUAAUAAUGGUGAAAUUUUUUAUUCUAA